Molecule: messenger RNA, 2379 nt
Organism: Pangasianodon hypophthalmus (striped catfish)
Lineage: Eukaryota; Metazoa; Chordata; Actinopteri; Siluriformes; Pangasiidae
Gene: hyi
Product: hydroxypyruvate isomerase
Exons: 8
Coding region: 320-1135 (271 amino acids)
Biological process (GO): glyoxylate metabolic process
Molecular function (GO): hydroxypyruvate isomerase activity
Source: RefSeq, a predicted model, not a curated record
CCGGACUGAGGAAAACAAAAUUGGAACGCCGAGCCAAGUGAAAUAAGCGUUUCCUGUCACUCGAGUGUUUAUUUAUUUUAUUUAUUUAUUUAUUUUUACAUUACCAACAAAAUAAGCAACUGUGCAGUCACACUGAGACUGCAGAAAUCAGUCCUCACCUGCUAGCUGGCAUUGUGAAACAGCUGGUUAACAGACUAGCAUGCUAACAGGGUAAGCGUGAAGUUAAUGAUUUGCUUACCUAGUCAUCAGCUGUUGUUGGUUUUGUUAGGUAGGUUAGAUAAAGGGUCGAGAGCGCAAACAGCCAAGCAGAUGAGAGAACAUGACAUCGCUUAAAUUUUGCGCCAACAUCUCGUGGUUGUUCACGGAGCUGCCCGAGGUGAGUGAGAGAGUGCGAGCAGCUGCGCGUGCAGGUUUCCAGGCUGUGGAGGCGGCUUGGCUGUACGGCUCUGACCUGAGAGAGCUGCACACAGUCCGAGAGGAAACAGGGGUGCAGGUGGCUCUUAUUAACACUCCCCCGGGUGAUGUAAAGAAUGGAGAGCUGGGCCUGGGUGCUGUGCCGGGGAGAGAGCAGGAUUUCAGACAGGGGUUGGCUCAGGCUGUAGAGUAUGCUAAAGCACUGGAUUGCAAGAGGAUCCAUGUGAUGGCAGGGCGAGUACCUGCAGGCGCACAGCUGUCUGAGGUUGGUAUGGAAAUGGAAGCCACCUUUGUGCAGAACCUGAAACAUGCAGCUGAUAUUCUAUCAAAGGAGGGCAUUAUGGGAUUGAUUGAGCCCAUCAACACAAGGAUAACUGACCCUCAAUACUUCCUGGCCUCGCCACAUCAGGCGGCUGCAAUCCUUCAGAAAGUUGACCAUCCAAACAUCAAGCUGCAGAUGGACAUUUUCCACUGGCAGAUAAUGGACGGGAACCUGACACAGAAUAUCCGGAGAUAUUUCCCCUUAAUAGGUCACAUCCAGAUUGCUCAAGUUCCUGAUCGCCAUGAACCUGAUAGUCCUGGAGAGAUCAACUUCCCCUACAUCUUUAAGCUGCUGGAGGAACUGGGCUACCAGGGAUACGUGGGUUGCGAAUACAAACCUCUGGGUUCCACAGAAGAAGGCCUGGGUUGGGUGAAAAAAUACUGGGAGAGUAAACACUGACAAGUCACAUGUCUAAAACCACACCCUAUUCACUACAUAGUGCACUAAUUUUGGACGCAGUGAUUUUGUAAAAUCCAACAAAGCACCACAAGAAGUAGCUUCCAAAUGAUGUACCCUAAUUCAUAUGGAAUAUCCACAAUGAAAAUCCAAACUCUGGACCAAUGACAGCAUUUAUUUAAAUGGAGUCCAUGUAAUAAAAUGUGUGCUUUAGGACACAGCCACAACGGUCUGAUGCUGGUGAAACUAGAGCUCCAGACAAAAUUAUAGAUGAUUGUGAUUUGAUUGACCUGUGUUAAUAAAAUCAUUGUCACUGUGCACUGUUGAGGAGUUGUCUCACUAAAACAUAGUAACUCCCAGACAUGCUAACACUACAGCAACCACGUUACUAAAUUACAACUCUAGUUACUGAGUCUGAUGUAGUCUACCAUGUGGCCUAUAUAGUGUAUAGAGAGUGUGGUUUGGGACCAGUCCCAGGUUUCAGUGUUAUUAGAAUAUAAUGGGGCUGUUUCUGUCAGCUACCUGCUGUCAGCAACAUUUAAUCUAGGAGGAAAUCUCUUACUCACAUAUACAGGGGGAUUUAGCACAUCUCGCAUGCUUUGCAGAAACUAAGGACAGAAAAUGUGGGUACAUUUUCUGAAAUUGGGGCAGUAAUUACACAUAGAUUUACUGAUAGGACUGUUUGGAUGGAGCCUUUUGUCUGGAACGAUAAAAGUCUAGAACUGAGCGCUUUGUUGAGGACUGACUGUACGUCAAUACGUAGUCGGGAGUAAUUCAAGGAAAUUGCUAUGAUGUACAAGUUUCACAAUGUAAUAUUAUGUUAGGAAAAGGACAAUAGGGGCAUUCGGUGCAACAACAGAGUGUUGUGGCAGAUUUUUAAUAACCAUGUGCACUUGUGUGUAUAAAUCGUUCUCAAAUUGGUCAUCAGUGUAAUUUUUCCAACCGUAGGAUGCUGUUGACUUGAAACUCUGCUGCUUUCACAGACUUCCCAUAGUCUUAAAAUAGAUUUAUGAAUUUUAAGGUCAUCAUAUCUGUCAAUAUGUUGUAUUUUAAUUAUUAGGUCUUGAAUUUUGAGCCUUAACAUCUUGUUAGACCUGUAAUCACAAAUGAUCUUUUGAGAUUUUUUUCUGGUUUCUCAUUUUACAUUUUCUGUGUUUUACACACCUAAUGCUGGGUUUACUUAACAUUUGUGUAAUUUUGGGGGCAAGCAGACAAGAAAAUUAGAGUAAAAAUGCAAUAGUACCAUA